UCUUGCUUAUAAUGUGAUGUCUUCUUUCUUUUGUUUUCGCUAUCGCUUAAAAAAGCUUAAAUGGGGAGAGCAGAUAUCACCUUCCAUUCAGGUGGUUGACCUAAAGCUAAAGUUAAGUGGCAGUGCUACCAGGCAUGAAAUACUUAAGAGCACUGCUUCUCUGGGAUCUCUAUCCGUAAAUAAUGCUCAAAUCUUAUUUGAGACUUUGCUCCAGAACGAUAGGGAAAAUGCCUUAUAUUUUCUAAAAUUAAUUAAGGCGAAAUUUAGCCAUCUUAUUGAGUUUUGCUCAGUUCAAAUUCUACAACUGCGUUACAUGCUUAUAGAAGAAGAGGAGACUACCAGUUCGUUGCUUCUUUCCAUUGAAAACAAAUUAAGAGAGCAACUUUGUAGAGCCGACGGUUCUUUUCUACGUAAACUAAUCAAGGAGUUGUGGACUUACGGGAAAAAAGAAAUUGAAAGUGGCAAUCUUAAAAUUGGGCUGGCCGGCUUUAAAUGUAUUGCCGAAAUUUGUAAUAGCGAACUUUACAAGGAUUUAGCUGGAAAAGCUUAUCGUGCAAUAAGCCACUGUUUUCUUCAACUAAACGACUACGAAAAGGCAUUAGAUUACGCCCUCGCUGCAAAAAUUAAGGAUAGAACUUAUACGGAAAUUACGGAUUGCUUAUUAUAUAAAAUAUAUUUGGCUUUGGAUCGUAUUGAAGAAGCCGAAAAGUGUCUUCGAAGCGUCUUUUCUUCAACCCACAGCGAAAAAAAAAAUUAUUUGGCAUUGUGCGCGUAUUUUUCAUUUCAGAACCGCAAUCCUAUACUUACUGCUCUUGCUCUUGAAAAAAUUCUAGAUGGUUAUGUAGAAGCUUUGGAAGCCUGCGUUAUUUUAAGGUGCCUAGUGAGACUAGGACUCGGAAUACGUCCAAACGAAGAGAAUUGGAACUGCAAACUAGUAACUUUUUUUGAAAGAGCACACGAUAUUAUUCGAAAUAAUAAAAACGACCAAGAAGCUUGGACACACAAUACAUUGUGGUUUUGCGAAAAUUGUAUGAUUAUAUUAAGUACAGAGCUGAUAUUAUAUACAUGGAGUUAAAGACAGGGUGUAUUGUGGAACUAGGGUUUAACUUACUAUCCUUAAGAAAUUGCGUUUAACAUGUUAUCUUUAAUGUGAAAGCUUGGAAUCUGUCGCUCAGUUUGUGGGCAGAGGACCCCUCAAAAAACUCUACGCUGUGCUGCAAUCUUUUUAGACUAUUCAGAAAGUUAUAUGAAAUGUUAAGUAUAUCUGAGCAAAUCUCAAGUUCACUAAAGAAUAACUUAUUUUCAAGCUUCAAAUUUGAAUGCG
This is a messenger RNA of Zophobas morio, 1324 nucleotides long. RefSeq lists its product as uncharacterized. Gene Ontology annotation, biological process: regulation of synaptonemal complex assembly. Gene Ontology annotation, molecular function: protein binding. Lineage: Eukaryota; Metazoa; Arthropoda; Insecta; Coleoptera; Tenebrionidae. Bases 17 to 1075 code for a protein of 352 amino acids. The record is from RefSeq and is a predicted model, not a curated record. The transcript has 15 exons.